GACAACAUAAAGUCUUCUUGUAGUGAGUUUGUCAUCUGAACAGAUUAGCCCAAAAACGGGAAUCAGUCUCGCCUGCUCAACAACAACCUUUUUGUGGAUAUUUCACCAGCGUCUUUCAUCUUGGUGGUAGACGACAAGCGAGGAUGAAUCUCCCUCUGUUAGUUCUGGCUUGUCUAUCAGUUGUUCAGAUGUGUAUGGGGGACCAGCUUGAGGAAGAGGUCAUUGUACCAAGAAAAGUACCCCUUGUGGGUGGCUGGUUCGAGAGAAGUCCAGAGUCAGAGGAGGUUCAGGCGGCGGCUCAGCACGCUGUGGACACAUUCAAUACAAACUCAAAGGCCAAGAAGUUGUUCAAACUGGUGUCCAUCACAUCUGCACAGAGUCAGGUGACCAACACCAUCGACUACAGGAUCAAUGCAGUACUGAGGAAAACAACGUGUUUAAAGGGUGAAAAUCAUGAUUUGGACACCUGCAGUUUUGAGAAAAAGCUCAAGUGUCACUUUGAGGUGACGUUCAACCCCCGCAGCAAUAAACUUGUGCUGCAGAUGCGGAAGUGCAAGAGGCCCGUGCCCACCGUUCAAGCGUAAAUGUUUUGCAUUUUUCUUGGAUUUUGGUGUAAUGACUGAAAGUGUUGCAUGCACAAAUGAGCAACCUAUGACGACACAACAGACCAAUAAAGUGUGUGCUCUAUGAGUCUUGAGAAGUGUGAGAUUAGUUAUGUCUCAGUUUUUAAUUUAAUUUUUUCUGCAAAAAUCUCGCAUCAUGUUUUACAUACAACAAUAAUUUUUGUCCACACCUCUUUGGAAACAAAAACAAAAAAAGCCUUUUGAGCUUGAGCUCAUACUGGGAGUCUGUUUUGAUGAUUUUAGCAUGACUUCAAAUGAAAUGAAUAAAUUAUGACACUUUGACCCUUUUCAAUUAUAUUCAGAGCAAAAACAUGUGGAAAUAUUGCUGCCUUUACAAAAAUUGUUGUGGUAUCUCAUUUUUCUAUAAAACAUACCAUCCAGCCAUCUAUUUUCUGUAUUAUUUUUCCUUACUAGGGUAAGGGGGUGUGCUGUCUUUUAUGCAUGGUAAUUAUGCUUUAUUCAAUUGAAUGUUAAUGUAAUCGUGUACAAUGACUCCAUCCUUUUGGGGUCCAAGACUUUGCUCUACUUCAUGCAACACAUCAAAGUUACAAUAAGUGCAAGGAGAAAGAAAUACAAACAAUUCUAGAUCUUCUACAUCUAAGAAAUGGACUGACUCAUCGGUGGCAAAAAAAAACAAAAUAAUCACAUAAUCUCUGUUCCAUUGAGGAGAUCUUGGGUUGAUGUAACUGCUAGGUGCAGAGAAAAUGUAUUCUCAUUUUGUCAAGAAAGAAAGAAAUGUGUUAAAAUGGCACAUCGGUGGAAGUUGUCCAGUAAGCCCAUAUGACAUCUUUGCUGCAAGACACAAGGUGACAGUGCUCUCUCUCGCUCCACAAAUAGUCA
Syngnathoides biaculeatus (alligator pipefish) is the source of this 1463-nucleotide messenger RNA. RefSeq lists its product as uncharacterized. Bases 144 to 584 code for a protein of 146 amino acids. Gene Ontology annotation, molecular function: cysteine-type endopeptidase inhibitor activity. The record is from RefSeq and is a predicted model, not a curated record. Lineage: Eukaryota; Metazoa; Chordata; Actinopteri; Syngnathiformes; Syngnathidae. The transcript is spliced from 4 exons.